AUGAAAACCUUGGAGGUUGGAAAGGAAAAGCAAGUAACAGGUUAUCUCCUCUUCUCCUUGGCCACUGCUGUCAUCGGCUCUCUGCAGUUUGGUUACAACACAGGAGUCAUCAAUGCUCCAGAGCAGAAACUACGAUCUUUCUUCAAUGAUACCUGGGUUGAGCGUUAUGGCGAACCCAUCAGCCCGGGGGUCUGUACCAUCGUCUGGAGUGUCGCCGUCGCCAUCUUUAGCGUGGGCGGCAUGGUGGGCUCCUUCAGCGUGGGCGUAAUGGCAAACAGAUUUGGCAGGCGUCGCUCUAUGUUCCUUGUAAACAUUCUGGCUGUGAUUGGCGGCCUCCUCAUGGGCUUCUCCACCAUCUGCUCCUCCUAUGAGAUGGUGAUCGCCGGUCGCCUGGUCAUCGGCCUGUUCUGCGGUCUCUUUACCGGCCUGACUCCCAUGUAUGUGGGCGAGGUGUCACCCACUCCCCUCCGAGGAGCCUUCGGCACUCUUCAUCAGCUCGGUGUGGUGGUGGGCAUCUUGAUCGCUCAGAUCUUUGGUCUGGAGGGUCUGCUGGGCUCAGCAAAGCUGUGGCCCCUGCUGCUGGCCCUCACUGUGGUUCCUGCUGUGCUGCAGUGCAUACUGCUGCCCUUCUGUCCCGAGAGUCCUCGCUUCCUGCUCAUCAACCUUAAACAAGAGGAGCAGGCACGCAAAGCACUGGUGCGUCUGCGUGGCAGUGAGGAUGUGAGUAAAGACCUGCAGGAGAUGAAGGAGGAGAGCGCUAAGAUGGCCAUGGAGAAGAAGGUGACAAUCCCUGAGCUAUUCCGCUCGGCAGCGUAUCGUCAGCCCCUCCUCAUUGCCGUCAUGCUGCAACUCUCCCAGCAGCUUUCAGGAAUCAAUGCUGUGUUCUACUACUCGACUGGGAUCUUUGAGUCAGCCGGUGUAAAAAAGCCCAUCUACGCCACCAUCGGCGCCGGCAUUGUCAACACCAUCUUCACAAUCGUUUCUCUCUUCCUGGUGGAGAGGGCAGGACGAAGGACUCUGCACCUCUUGGGAUUAGGUGGAAUGGCGUUCAGCGCUCUGAUCAUGACCAUCUCCCUCCUGCUGCAGAAGGACAUUCCAGCUAUGAGCUACAUAGCCAUCUUUGCUAUCAUGCUAUUUGUGGCUAUGUUUGAGAUGGGCCCCGGUCCAAUCCCAUGGUUCAUUGUGGCCGAGCUGUUCUCCCAGGGGCCCCGCCCGGCAGCCAUGGCUGUGGCUGGCUGCUGCAAUUGGACGGCCAACUUCCUGGUUGGAAUGAGCUUUCCCAAACUAGUGGAGUGGUGUGGACCUUGGGUCUUCCUCAUCUUCACAGCCUUCCUCAUCCUCUUUUUCAUCUUCACCUACAUUAAAGUCCCAGAGACGAAGGGAAAGACCUUCGACGAGAUCGCCUGCAGUUUCGGCAACGCCCCGCCUCCCACCUCCUCAUCUGUUGAGACCCCUCCUGCCAGCGCCAGCACCGCCGUGACGCUUCCCGCCUCACCAGUCAAGGAGAAGGUCCCACUGGUAGAGGCGGCAGCAGCAGUUCCACCUUCCGCAUCUGAAAGCACGCCCCUUGAAGAUAAAUCUAACUUGACAGUGCAGGACAGUGUGUAGAGCAGCUGUAGAUAUGUAGGUAGUAAUGGG
Molecule: messenger RNA, 1638 nt
Organism: Micropterus dolomieu (smallmouth bass)
Lineage: Eukaryota; Metazoa; Chordata; Actinopteri; Centrarchiformes; Centrarchidae
Product: solute carrier family 2, facilitated glucose transporter member 1-like
Exons: 10
Coding region: 1-1608 (535 amino acids)
Biological process (GO): response to insulin; monosaccharide transmembrane transport
Cellular component (GO): apical plasma membrane; basolateral plasma membrane
Molecular function (GO): hexose transmembrane transporter activity
Source: RefSeq, a predicted model, not a curated record